AGCUGCAUUAUAAAGCGUUACUGUGAGAAGAGGUUCGUUCCCAAAUACCUGGCGACUAUUGGGAUCGACUACGGCGUCACAAAAGUGCAGGUUAGAGACCGAGAGAUCAAGGUGAACAUCUUCGAUAUGGCGGGGGACCCACUAAGGCAGACCCGACUCCGGGUGAGGAACGAGUUUUACAAGGACACGCAGGGCGUCAUCCUGGUCUACGAUGUGGGACAAAAGGAGUCUUUUGACGCGCUGGACGCGUGGCUGGCUGAGAUGAAGCAGGAGCUGGGCCCCCACGGGAACAUGGAGAACAUCGUCUUCGUUGUCUGUGCGAACAAGAUCGACUGCACCAAGCACCGCAGCGUGGACGAAAGCGAGGGGCGGCUCUGGGCAGAGAGCCGCGGCUUUCUUUACUUUGAGACAUCGGCACAGACAGGAGAGGGAAUCAACGAGAUGUUUCAGACUUUUUACUCUGCCAUCAUCGACUUGUGUGACAAUGGCGGGAAGCGUCCCCCCUCCAGCGUGGGGGUCGGCUUCACCAAAGAGCAGGCAGAUGCCAUUCGCAGGAUCCGCAACAGCAAGGACAGCUGGGACAUGCUGGGGGUCAAACCCGGAGCCACAAGGGACGAAGUGAACAAAGCCUAUCGGAAGCUGGCCGUGCUGCUCCACCCCGAUAAGUGUGUGGCUCCCGGCAGCGAGGACGCCUUCAAAGCCGUGGUGAACGCCCGGACUGCGCUUCUCAAAAACAUCAAAUAG
Messenger RNA from Balearica regulorum gibbericeps (East African grey crowned-crane), 744 nucleotides. The record is from RefSeq and is a predicted model, not a curated record. NCBI's taxonomy places the organism in Eukaryota, Metazoa, Chordata, Aves, Gruiformes, Gruidae.